UGUAAGUCCAAGAGCUUUUCAGUUCACAAUCAGGCAACUCCGUCAGCACAAAGUGGCAGCACUCACACUGAUUAGAGUGCUGCAUAUCAAUCGAAAGUCAAACUUACAUCUCUAAGACAGCUGCUUGUAAACAAAUGAAAGAAAUAAAUUAAAAUGACUUUUGUUUUUGCACUCGCUUGUUCCGAGUCGAGAAGAAAGCAAAAAGCACAUAAACUGAAUAAAAAAGGAAAUUCAAAAUCAGAUAUAUCUGUACUUAGUCUUACAGACACGCGCUUUAUAAAACUAUUUCGUGUGGACAAGGAUACAUUCCGAUGGAUCUUACGUCAAAUUCGACCAGACUUUACAGUAUCGCACUUAACGGCAGCACUGCAGUUGGCUGCAGUGCUUCACUUCUUGGCCACGGGCUCCUACCAGCUGUCUGUGGCAGAGGAUCGUCCCGUAAACAUUGGCAGAACCACCUUCAGCCGGAUACUGCACAACAUUAUUCCGCUAAUGGAGGCGGCGCUCUGCGAGGCAGCGAUCAGUCUGCGGAUGUCGCAGCAGCAGAUAAAACAGUCGUGCGACUACUUCUACGAAAACUUUCAACUGCCUCGAGUCGUCGCCUGUGUGGACGGAUUCCAAGUUCGCAUAUUGAAGCCAGUGCGGGAUGAAACAGUUUACUUUAACGAAAAGGAAUACUACAGCCUCAAUGCCAUGCUGUUGCUCAACUUCAACAUGGAGAUUAUGGCGAUUGAUGCCACUCAUCCCGGCUCAUGCAGUGACCAUUUCAUUUGGAGUAAUAGCCAGGAGAGGCAGUAUUUGUCGAAGCACAUUAAAUGCCAUUAUGUUCUGGCCGACUCGUCUUACGCACUGGAGCAUAAUGUGCUGACGCCCUAUAGUAAUCCAAAGCCUGGUUCAGUUGAGCAGCGCUUCAAUGAGAGACAUGCAGCAGCUCGAGCUGUGGCUCAGCGGUCGAUCAACCUGCUCAAGAGUCGCUUUGCCUGCCUGCAACGCGCUCUGAUGUAUGACGCUAAGUUUGUGGUAAAUGUUGUCAACGUGUGUUGCGCCCUGCACAACAUCUGCUGCAGACGUAAGACGCCAAUUAAUGAGAAUGAAAUGCUGCACGAACAGCUAGUUGAGUUUGAUGGCGGCAUUGAGUAUGAAGACGAUGAGACUGGAACAUUGUUACGGGACGAAAUAGCAAGCACAAUUUGUUAAUUGUAUUACUAUUUACCAUGACAAUAAGCUUAUAUAUAUUAUUUAGUAUUGAAGCAAAUAAUUUAUAUUUAAAUUUAACGAUAGUUUGACAAUGUUGGAGCUUUAAAAUAUCGAGUAAAUUAUAUCGAUAUAAGUAAAAUUAAAGGCAAGCAGUGCACUGCUUCGUUUCGACUGCUUGCUUAAAUGCAGUUCUUUUAAAACUGUAACAGG
This is a messenger RNA of Drosophila hydei, 1407 nucleotides long. Its product is annotated as putative nuclease HARBI1. The transcript is spliced from 3 exons. The coding region runs from base 154 to 1197 and encodes 347 amino acids. The record is from RefSeq and is a predicted model, not a curated record. NCBI's taxonomy places the organism in Eukaryota, Metazoa, Arthropoda, Insecta, Diptera, Drosophilidae.